This is a messenger RNA of Parastagonospora nodorum SN15, 1692 nucleotides long. RefSeq lists its product as hypothetical. The transcript is spliced from 2 exons. Gene Ontology annotation, molecular function: FAD binding. The record is from RefSeq and is a predicted model, not a curated record. Bases 1 to 1692 code for a protein of 563 amino acids. Lineage: Eukaryota; Fungi; Ascomycota; Dothideomycetes; Pleosporales; Phaeosphaeriaceae.
AUGUCCUCCACCCCCGGCCCCGCCAAAACUCCUCGCGCACAUAUGACCAACCCUCCCGCUCUCGAAUGCUUGCGCGACCUCGAUCCUUCGCUCUACGAAGAAUGCCUUCGUCUCGGCAACGGUGACGAAGUCAUCCGCCACUACCGCUGGUGCGAAACAAUGGCUGGCGAAGAAUACGCGCGCAACUAUGCAUGGGGAAACGGCGAGCGAAAGGGCGAGUAUGAUUGCAUCAGCCCGUGCAAGUAUUUGGAUUUGCCGCAGAGUUUGCUGGAGCCUGUAUUGUUGAAGUGGGCAAGUGGGAAUGGGUGGCGUGUACGGUUCGAUACGAGGUUGUUGACGUUUGUGGAGGAAGAGGAGGGGGAUGAGAAUGGGAGGAAGAUCUUGGCGAGCGUGGUGGAUGAAGUUAUCGGCGUUGAAUACAAGAUUCGGACGAAGUACCUCUUCGGCGCGGAUGGAGGGCGCAGCAGUGUUGCGAAGAUUUUGGAUCUACCGUUUACGACGCUUUCAGGAGGGGGUUUUGCGUACAAUGUCCUCCUCAGCGCAGAUAUGACGCACUUAAUGACACAUAGGCAGGGCAACCUGCACGUUUCGUUGCGCUUGGAGAAAGAUUAUCCGUUCGUGGGCGUCAUGAGGCAGGUAAAGCCGUGGACUGAGUGGGUGUUUGUGUUCCUUCCAAAAGGGCCGCAUGCUCCUAACCCGAAGAGGAGUUUUGAGGAGUGGAAGGUAAUUGCGGAAGAUCUCAUUGGAGAUGAUAGUGUUGAUGUGGAGAUUCUGGAUGUCAGCGGGUGGGUGAUCAAUGAGAGUAGCGCAGAUGUGAUAAGCAAGGGGAAUGUCUAUUGCCUAGGCGACGCCAUCCAUCGACACCCACCUACACUUGGCCUGGGGUCGAAUACGUGCAUCCAAGAUGCCUUCAAUCUCGCUUGGAAGAUCGCGAUGGUAGAGAAGAAGCUCGCACAUCCAUCCUUGCUAUCUACCUACAACACCGAGCGCCAACCUGUCGGGGCAGACUUGGUCACUGAAUCUAACGACAUCCUCCGUAUGGACGUCGGUUCCUGGGGCAUACUCGGCCUCCAACCCUACGGCAUCAGCGAAGAAGACAUGAAAAAGAACAAGCUUGGUCUCAUAGCUAAUACCAAAGAAGGAAGAGAGCGCAGAAAGGCGAUCCGUGAAGCAACCAAAUUGCAAGAUCGGGAACUGCACGCUCUCGGAACCGCGAUGGGCCAGAGAUAUGACUCUUUCGCCGUCGACGCGCAGGACGAAGUGGAAACCUUCAGACCGUCACAGCGGGAGAUCGAGAGCCCACAGCAGCACUACGAACCAGGCACUUACCCUGGCCGUCGACUUCCGCACGUCUGGCUCGGAAAGAAGGUUGCUGGUCCGCUCAUAUCUACGCUGGACAUCGCCGGCAAAGGCCAAUUUACAUUGUUCACCAGUAUCGGAGGAGAGAACUGGAAAGAAGCAGCUCAGUCCAUCAAGAAGGACAUGGGUGUUGACAUCAAAGUCGUCGGGAUCGGAUACGGCUUAGAGUGGGAAGACACGUAUCUUGAGUGGGCGGCCAAGUGUGGUGUUGAGGAAGAUGGAUGCGUGCUUGUUCGGCCCGAUUUGUUUGUGGCCUGGAGGGCUCAUGAAAGUGGCCGGGAAGUGGAGAGACUUGGGAAGGUGAUGAAGAAGAUCCUAGGGUAUGCUAAGUAG